Molecule: messenger RNA, 2640 nt
Organism: Spodoptera frugiperda (fall armyworm)
Lineage: Eukaryota; Metazoa; Arthropoda; Insecta; Lepidoptera; Noctuidae
Product: cilia- and flagella-associated protein 157
Exons: 1
Coding region: 76-2043 (655 amino acids)
Cellular component (GO): ciliary basal body; cilium
Molecular function (GO): microtubule binding
Source: RefSeq, a predicted model, not a curated record
UUGAUGUCAACCAAACGCGACGUUUGAUAAAGCUAUUUUUUAUUUUGAUAUAUUGUUUUACUAUAUUUACCUACAAUGGCACCGAAAAAAGACAAAGGCAAAAAGGAUGAUGAAAAAGCAGGAGCGUUCAAUGAAGUGGAAAGGACAUUUUUGGAACUUCAGCUAAGUGAUUGCAAUCGGAAAGUGGCCAGACUGAGAAGUGCUGUGGAAGAGUAUGAGCAGCGACUCGAAGAACUACAGAAAGCCUAUGAUAAGUUGGACGAAGAUCGAGCAGAUAUAAUUGCAUACUUGAAAAAGACAUUGACCAUCAAAAAUGAAGAAAAUGUGGAGUUAAAGGAAAAAGUUAAGGGUCUCGAAGAAAUAAGAGAAAUUGAAAAUGAACGUUUUCAAGAAACUACCAGGCAGUUAGAAAAAGAUUUCGUUAUAAUGAAAGAACAGCUUACAUCUGAAAAUAAACUUCUGGCCGGUAAACUGAACACGUUAGAGGAGUUUAGAGCAAUUAGAGAUGAUUUAAUGAGAAAGUUUGAAAACCAAGAACAGGAAUUCAAAGACCAAGAAAUGAAAUAUAAAAGAAUAAUCUACGAUACUGAAAAGAAAUUUGUUAUUGGAAAAGACAACUUAAAAAAGGAAAUGGAAGCCAGACUACUGCAGCUCGCUCAAGAUUUUCAAGACGCAACUGAGUUAAGGGUAGCAGCAUCUACUCAUAGAGUUAUUCGAGAAAAUAUUGCGAUCAAUAAUGAACUAGAAAAUAUCUUAGCUUCUCAAGCGAAGUUAGUAGAACAAAAUGACAGUUUUAGAGAUUCAAUGAGAGCUGCAAUAGUUUCUAAAGAAUUAGCUGAAGAGGAAAGAGACAAGGCAAUCGGUAAGAGUGUUGUUCAACUCAAGGUUAUUGAACAAUUAACAGCUGCAUUUGAAUCAGUUAAAAAAGAAAAAAGUUUAUUUGAAAAGAGAAGUUACGAUUUUGAAGCACAACGGAUGAAAAUAGAAAGAUUAACUAAAGAAAAUGAUAAUCUCAGCCUUCAAGUUCGUGUUUUAGAACAAAACUUACAUGCGAGAAUGAGUGACCAAAAUAAAGCCGUGGUGGAAAGUGUGAAAAUGUCAAAGGAACGCGAAAAACUCAGAAAAAUUUUAAAAGAAGCAGCAGUUGCUAUUCAGGCGUCAUUGAAAUUAGACGAAUGGGCUACUGUGAACGCAGCGCGAGAAGUUAUGGAUAGACGUGUACUACUGUCACAUUUACUUGAAAUAGUAUCACAAUACCGUGAACUUGAGCACGCAGAGUCUGUAGGAACAAUAGGUUCGUUUAGUAAAAUUUAUGAAGAAGGUGACCUUGGUUUUGUGCCACGGCCAAAGAAAAAGCAGGCCUUGUCAGAACAAUACAUUGUUGAUUCAGCCAUUCCUACAAAGGAUACAUCUGAAGUUGAAGUCGAAACUUUAGCUUUGGCAUCUCAUACAACCACUUCCAUAACUACCAGUGUGGACACUGUUCCCAGCAUUCAUAUAAUACCAUCGAAAAAAGAUUUAGGGUCGAAGGACGAAGGAAGUGCUGAGUCAUUUGUAGCUUCAUCUGUGUCUGAAGAAGUUGUAGAAGAAGAAGAAAAACAGAAAGAAGAUGACAUAGAGAAACAAUUAGAGGAAAGUAAAGUUGCGAUGCAAAAGUCUUUCUUGAAAGACUUUGCCCUCUCUCAAGCUUCUCUUAAACGCCAGUCAGAGAUAAAAGUUGAUAUAAAGAGGAUGUCUAAGGUCGUUAGUACUCUUAGAUUACCACUUGAGGAAAAAGAUGAUAUGACAGAAAAAUCGCUUGCAGAUGAGGUUGAGAUUGAAAAGUCAAGUGCUGAGGUAGAUGAUACAGCGCCGUCUCCUGCAGCGGCUGGAGAUGCUGGUACUGAUGACGAUAAAGAAAUUAAAACCCCUAUUGCUGAACAACAAUCAGUUGACAUUGGACAGUCAGUUGACAUUGAACAGCCAAUUGACAUUCCACAGCCUGAACAAGAUGAGCCUAAACAAACUGAACAAGAACCAGAGCCAAAAGAAGGUGCCGAUUAAUAUUUUAUUUAUUUUUAUUUUGAAAUGUGUAUUUUGAUACGACUGUUUUUGUUUUGUAUUUUUUUUUAUAUAUUAUGUUUACAAUUAUUUUUUACAAACCACUUUUUAUUUAUAUUUUUUUAUUUUAUGUAUAAGUACAUGCACGACAUUGUUGUUUAAAUACAUUUAUUCAGCAUGUAUAGUGGAUUAUUGUUUAUUUUGUUAUUUGUGUAAGAUUUAAAGAUUAGAGUAGAGAUUUAUUUUGGAGAAAAAAAUAAGAAACAUCAGGGUGUUUCUUUUUUAACGUAAUUAAAGAAUGACGUAGAAUUCCAGCCAAAGGUUGGGUACAUAAAAAUAAUUAUACUUUUAUGGAAUGUAUCUUUAGUUAAGUAUUUUGAAGUGGUUAAAUAAUACUGCUACUAUUAUAAUAUUUUUGCGCACCAGCAGGAGAAGAAAAUAUUAUGUUAAUGAAGACAUUCUGAAUAUCAGUGUCACUUAUUCUUCUUUGUAUUUCCAUUUUACUUUAAUGAAUUAUUAUGUUAUUAUGUAAAUUGUAGUUUCACACACAAAUAAUUAAUGUAAGUUGCACGUGCGAUGAUUAAAUAAUCAUUUUAUCUA